Emiliania huxleyi CCMP1516 is the source of this 774-nucleotide messenger RNA. RefSeq lists its product as hypothetical. The coding region runs from base 85 to 774 and encodes 229 amino acids. NCBI's taxonomy places the organism in Eukaryota, Haptophyta, Isochrysidales, Noelaerhabdaceae. The transcript has 3 exons. The record is from RefSeq and is a predicted model, not a curated record.
CACUGCACGACAAGGGCGCGGACUGGCGCGGACUGGCACACACCGGCACAUCAAAAACAAGAAAAAAAUCCCGCCCGCCCUCCCAUGCGGCGCUUCUUGCAGUCCGCCACGCCAGCCUCCUCGUCGAAGCGGCAGGCGCUCGACCGUCCAGCUCAGCCGUGGGCGUGCGCGGUUUGCACAUUCUUGCACAAGGGCGUCAGAGCCGAGCUCUUGUGGGUGACCGGCAGCAACGCCUUCAGCGCUCUGAUGCAGGGUGCGCGGCAGGCGGCUCGGGUGCUGCACUGCACGCUGCUUCCGGCGAAGGGCGAGCUCGGCUGGCGGGUGUCCUGGGCGACGUCAAACCCGGGCGCUGAAGCGGGCUGGUCGGAGGAGCUGACGCUGCGCUUCGGCGCGGGGGCGGCGUCGGCGCGCGUCCGGCUGCACGCGCCGCCGCUGAGCCAAACACGCCCGCCGCCGCCGCCGCUCCUGCUGCCGGGUGCGGCGGCGAGUGCGCCGAUCUCGCCGCUGCUCAGCCUCCUCAAGUCCGCGCUGCAGAAGAGCGUCCGGCGCGGGCUGGUGGCGGAGGCGGUGGCGCUCGCGGCGGCGCUGCUGAGUGUGGCGGACGAGCACGGGCAGCGGGUGGGCGAGGGGGAGCUGCUGCGCCGGCUGCCGAUCAUAUUUGUGGAGGACGACGCGCUGCCGCACGCGGGCUAUCUGCCGCCGCUCUGCUGGCUGAUGGCGGCGCACCCCAAGGGCCGCGACCACUCGCGAGUGGCCCGCCGUCCGCUGGAGUGA